AUAAAGGGUUGUGCCUGCCCCAACAACUGUCAGUCACAGGCAGCGCAGCGUUGGGUCAAGCCGCAGCAGUCAGGAUGGCCGAUCUCAGGAUCCUCCUCCUGGUCAGCCUGCUCUCUCUGCCCCCGGGUCAAGGCGAGGGACCCUGUUUGGACGAGCUCUACGUUGAAGGCUCCGAGUCAUGUAUGGAUGUCUCUGGACUUCAGCCAAUGAAAUGGAGGAGCAGCAAAAAUUAUCUUGAGAUACAGUCGAGCAAACCUCUUUGGUUUUCGUUCGACUGUAUCAAUGCUUCCCACAGCUGCCGCUUCCACCGUCUCAUUAAAGUGGUUUUCGUUCCCGGCGAGAAUGGCCUGGUGACCUGGAGGCCGGAGGGCCAAGCCUUUAAGUUAGAAGCCGGAAUUCGGGCUUAUGGACGAGUCGACUACAUAGAACCAGGGAAACGUUCUUAUGACAUCGCAAUCCACGGGUCGUCUGCGGGACCCUUGUGUGGCAUCAGCUGCCCUUCCCUGAACCUGAACUUCAUGAGCGCUGCAUACUGCGGACAUCCCAUGGUCAUCAUCAGCGUAAACAAGACCAGAGAUCCUACAUGGAGUUACUUCGACUUCUCUGCCCUGGUCUCUAGGCACACAGCGAGUGGUCCGCCGGAAGACGUCCCCACUGCACUCGCCAGCCCAAGCAGCAUCUCAACGGUCGACGGGGAUAAAACCAGUAAGACCUUUCCCUUACUCGUGUGCGCCAGAGAAGGUAUGUUGAGGAGACCGGCCAAGGGUAUCUUUGGUUUUGAAUGUGACUUGGGUUGCUGGCAAAACCCAACUGUCGUUGCGUAGACCGGCCAAGGGUAUCUCGUUUUUAAGUGACUCUGACGAAGGCGAAAUCCAACCGUUGUUCCACGAAACCGCCUACCACCGUGGAC
Penaeus vannamei (Pacific white shrimp) is the source of this 910-nucleotide messenger RNA. The record is from RefSeq and is a predicted model, not a curated record. Lineage: Eukaryota; Metazoa; Arthropoda; Malacostraca; Decapoda; Penaeidae.